This is a messenger RNA of Talaromyces proteolyticus, 1583 nucleotides long. RefSeq names its product putative secretory lipase. Gene Ontology annotation, biological process: lipid catabolic process. NCBI's taxonomy places the organism in Eukaryota, Fungi, Ascomycota, Eurotiomycetes, Eurotiales, Trichocomaceae. Gene Ontology annotation, molecular function: triacylglycerol lipase activity. The record is from RefSeq and is a predicted model, not a curated record. Bases 76 to 1311 code for a protein of 411 amino acids. The transcript is spliced from 2 exons.
UCUCAUCAUAAACUCAUCAUUUUACUUAUUCCCACAGUUUUCAAUCACUAUCGAUUCCUUACGUCGAAGUUUAGUAUGUACUCACAUUUUCGCUUUUAUUUGCCCGUAGCCCUUAUUGGCGCCGGGGCAUAUAUUGCUGCUUGCACUCCUUCCAGCUCCACUUGCGAAAGCUUCUGCCAGGAGCGUGUUGAGAAUGCCUCCUCAUGGGAGGUUGACCAACACGCCUCGCGGGACUUCUCAUUCUACGCCACUCCGUCCAACUUUUCUUCCGAUCUUGCCCCAGGAAGUCUCCUCUCAGUUGAGCCGGUUACCGACCUCUUCAACUACAGCAUUCCUAGCGGCCUCUCCAUGUCCCGUAUCGUGUAUACCACCAACGACCUGAAUGGUACUACUCUUCCGGCUUCCGCGUAUGUACUCUGGCCGUACACACCACUUUCGACCUCCGAUCAACAGGAGCAAGGCUUUCCAAUGGUAGCAUGGGCCCACGGAACUUCUGGCGUGCUUAGGGGGUGCGCACCAAGUAAUUAUCGCAAUUUGCAGUACCACUUCAUGGCUCCAUUCCUUCUCGCUUUACAAGGCAUGGCUGUCGUUGCGCCAGAUUACGCUGGGCUCGGCAUCAAUACCUUGCCGAAUGGACAAGAGAUUGGCCAUCCAUGGCUUAGUGGACCAUCCCAGGCCAAUGACCUCGCCAAUUCCAUAAUCGCUGCCCGCAAAGCGUUUCCCAGUAUUCUAACCGCUGAAGGCCCCUUCGUCGCUAUGGGCCAUUCUCAAGGCGGCGGGGCGGCUUGGGCAUUCGCAGAAAAGCAAGUCAAUGAGCCCAUCUCCGGAUAUAAAGGCACAGUUGCCAUUGCACCUCCUACACGAACCAUUGACCAUUUGAAAAACGCCUUCGGAAACAUCACGGAGCCCUGGGCCCAGGUCAUCAUUGCUGGACAGCCAAAGCUAAUUGCCGCAGUUACUGCUGUUUUCCCUUCGUAUAACUACUCUGGGCUAACGCCUGUAUCUUACGAUAGAUGGUUCAAUGUCCUGAAGCCUUUGGAUGGAUGUCUCCCGACUGACAGCGUAGCAUUUACGAAUGUGACUGCUGAUCAACUCGCAGUUCCUGACUGGUACGAGGCUCCCGAGGUCCAGAGAUUCGCCAAAGUAGCGGAAAGUGGACGGAAGAAGUUCAAGGGCCCAUUGCUUGUCGUUGCUGGGGAGGCUGACAUUGUGGUUCCCCUCGACACGGUCGAGCCUGCGGUGGAUGAUAUCGGCCAUGAAUCACUUUCCAGUCAUUCAAGCCAGCCAGAUGAAGUGGCUACCGUGGGUUAAAGAACGGUUGUCUGGGGUUCCGGUUUCGAGGAUUGGAUGUGUCAAAAGUGUGGUAAAUGGAUUCCGUACAAAUGAUACCCUGCAAACAGCGGAACCAAACUUCCUUGAAGGAUGGGCAAGCCCUGAUGAUAACUGGAAAUACUCGCUUUAGUCAUUGUCCGACCCUUGGAGUUCGGCAGAGACUGGGAUAUUUCUUUUGUCAUGAGGAAGAUGUACAUAAACAAAUUGAUUGAAUUCUGAUCAAUGCAUGAAGAAGUAGUGUCCAUUAGCAU